Messenger RNA from Amyelois transitella, 735 nucleotides. RefSeq names its product CUE domain-containing protein 1. Gene Ontology annotation, molecular function: ubiquitin binding. Bases 1 to 735 code for a protein of 244 amino acids. The record is from RefSeq and is a predicted model, not a curated record. The transcript is spliced from 3 exons. NCBI's taxonomy places the organism in Eukaryota, Metazoa, Arthropoda, Insecta, Lepidoptera, Pyralidae.
AUGGCUUCCACCAUGCAGUUGGAAUUUACCCAAGCCAUGACCGACUUCAAGACCAUGUUUCCCGACAUGGAUGAUGACGUUAUCGAAGCAGUUCUACGGGCGAACCAGGGGGCUGUUGAUGCGACCAUCGAUCAGCUGCUCGCCAUGAGUACAGACAACCAAAAUGAACGGCUACGACUAGAGAUGGAAAGAGUAGAAAGCAGUACACCUUCGAGAAGUAAAUAUAGGAAAUCUAAGACUGAAAGCGGCGAAGACAGUGAUACCGCUGCACUUGUAGAUGUAGAUGACGAUUCUAUUCCACUCGCGAUUCGGAAAAAGUGGGUACCGCGUAUGCUUGGGCCUUUGCCGCCAAUGUUCCUGCGCAUUCCCCCAAAUACAGACGCCAGGAUUGACCUCAGCCUGGACAUGGACGAUGACCGAAUAGCCACUUUCCUUCAGAAUGAGGAAUUUAUGGCGGAACUCCGGUGGAACCAGGAGUUCAUGGCAGCUUUGGACAGCGAACAGGGGCAAAAAACUAAAUGCCAUGAUGACGAAGCGGCGUUCAAGGAACGGUUGAAAACUAUGGGAAAAAUGUCUCGUAAGAAGUUUGCUCAACUUUCGCGAAUGUUUACCCGAGGAGGUUCUCGCAAAACUGGUAACGCUCGAGCGCCGCCUCGAGGGCCUCCAGACAGCCUUCUCCUCCAGGAGGAGCACAGUGAUGACGAAGACCGGCCACAGCACCACACCAAGAUAUAA